Messenger RNA from Vicia villosa (hairy vetch), 3451 nucleotides. RefSeq lists its product as uncharacterized. The record is from RefSeq and is a predicted model, not a curated record. Gene Ontology annotation, molecular function: nucleic acid binding. Bases 138 to 3143 code for a protein of 1001 amino acids. Lineage: Eukaryota; Viridiplantae; Streptophyta; Magnoliopsida; Fabales; Fabaceae. The transcript is spliced from 14 exons.
ACGUCACUACGUUCUGCUGGAUAACCCUGUGUUGCGAAAAUCCUGCUACCAGAGCAGCGAGAGUGAAAGAAAAAGAAAAAACAGUUGAGAUGAAAUUUGCUUGAUGAUACCAAUUGAAAUUCUAAGCUAAUUCAAAAAUGGAGUCUCUUCCUCUCACCAGUCAAACCUCAUUCCUCACCACCACUACUCUUCUCCCACGGUUUCCAUCCUCCAAUAAAACAACAACAACAACUACAAGAACAAGAACUCUUUAUCUAAAUCAGAGAAAAUUCAACAAGGUUUUCGCCUCAUCAUCACAUUCACAUGAAGAACAGAAAAAACCUAAACUCGAUGAUGAAGACCUCAUGGACCUCGAGUUCGGUCGUUUACUCGGCGAAGAUCCUAAACUCACUCUUGCCAAGAUUAUGGGAAGAAAAGCUAAUCCUGAUGCUUCUUAUCUUGACAUUGAGAAAUCAUUUUAUAAAAGAAAGAAAGGUAAAGCUGUUGAAAUUGAGGAACUUCCAUUUGAAGUUGAAAUACCUUGGGCUAAGAAUUCACCUCCCGAAUCGAGACCCGAACCUAACGAUGGUGAUAAGAAUGUUGCAAUGGAGAUUAAGAAACCUAGCUCGACGCCGAGUAAGCCUGGGAGUGUUAGGAAAAGUAGUGUUCCUAAGGCUAUUUUGAGGAAGCCGUCGUUGUUUAAAAAGGACGAGGAUGAUGAAGAGGAGGAUGUGUCUUCGAGGUUGAUGUUGAAACCGAAUUUGAGUCUUGAAAUGAUGGGUGGACAGGUGAAGGAGAAGUUUAGUGACAUGACAUUGUUGAGGAAGCCGGGGGCGUCGAUUGGUGGGAAUAGAGAUGGUGGGUUGAAGAUGCGGAAAAAAGAGGCGGGUUAUGAAGUUGCUAAGUUGUCGUUGUUGGAACAGCCGCAUAGACCAAGUAGUAAUAAAGAUCUAAAGAAGUUUGUGGAGCCGAGGGAUGAGGUUGCUAACUUGACGUUGUUGAAACAACCGCACAGACCAAGUAGUAAUAAAGAACUAGACAAGUUUGUGGAGCCGAAGGACGGAGUCGCUAAUUUGAGCUUGUUGGAACAGCCACACAGACCAAGUAGUAAUAAAGAACUAGAGAAGUUUGAAGAGACCAGUGAUGAAGUCACUAAUUUGAGCUUGUUGGAACAGCCACACAGACCAAGCGGCAAAAUAGAACAAGAGAAGUUUGACGAGCCAAGUGAUGAAGUCGCUAAUUUGAGCUUGUUGGAACAGCCGCACAGACCAAGCGGCAAAAUAGAACAAGAGAAGUUUGACGAGCCAAGUGAUGAAGUUGCUAAUUUGAGCUUGUUGGAACAGCGACAGAAACAAAACGGCAAAAAAGAAGAAAAGAAGUUUGACGAGCCAAGUGAUGAAGUCGCUAAUUUGAGCUUGUUGGAACAGCCACAUACACCUAGCGGCAAAACAGAACAAGAGAAGUUUGAAGAGCCAAGUGAUGAAGUCGCUAAUUUGAGCUUGCUGGAACAGCCACACACUCCAAGCGGAAUAGAACAAGAGAAGUUUGAAGAGCCAAGUGAUGAAGUUGCUAAAUUGAGUUUGUUGGAACAGCCACACAAACCGAGCAGCAAAAUAGAACAUGACAAAUUUGAAGAUCCAAGUGAUGAAGUCACUAAAUUGAACUUGUUGGAACAGCCACACAGACCAACCGCACAAAAAGAACAAGAGCAGUCUGAAGAUCCAAGUGAUGAAGUCAAGAAGGUGAUCUUGUUGGAACAGCCUCACAGACCAAGUGACAAAGACGAAGAGCAGUUUGGAGAUGCAAAAGUUGUAGUUCCAAAUGAUGGAUCAGAGCAAGAUGAGCAGAGACAGCCGGAGGUCCAUCAGGAGCCGAUUGGUUUAAAUCAAUCGUCUGAUUUAAAUACCGUUGGUUCUAAGGCGGGAUUGUCCGUGGAAGCUGCAAUACAAGGAAAAGCAAAAAGAUUAGAUCAAUAUGUGAAACAAACCUCAAAACCUGUUGAAGAAAAGACUGCUUCCCUUGAUCCCGGAAGUCGCGGAAACAGUGAAGAAUCAGGCAAUUUUGUUGAUGUGUCAGAUAUUCAGGAAGGCGAAGAUGCUGACUGGACCAAGGCAGAAAAAUUGAUUAAGAAUGGAGAUAGAGAUGAUGUGGAACUAAUGAGCUGCAGCGCCAAGGGUUUCGUUGUUUCUUUUGGUACCUUGGUAGGAUUUCUGCCAUACCGUAAUCUUUUGUCCAAGUGGAAGUUCUUAGCUUUUGAGUCAUGGUUAAGGAAGAAGGGCUUGGAUCCAUCAUUGUACAAGCAAAACUUGGUCACUGUGACACAUAAUGAUGCUGAAAUUAAUAAUCCGUCGUCCGAUUCUCCUUCACAUACGGAGAAUGAUAGUAAAUUUGAAGAUAAAAUUUCUCCAGAUAUGAAAUUGGAAGAUCUGUUGAGGAUUUAUGACCAAGAGAAAGUCAAUUACUUAUCAUUAUUUAUUGGACAGAAAACCAAAGCAUAUGUGUUAUUGGCUGACAGGAAAUUGAAAAAGCUCAUAUUUUCACUCAAACCAAAAGAGAAGGAAGACCUAACUGAGAAAAAGAGAAACCUUAUGGCUAGACUUCAAGUUGGUGAUAUAGUGAAAUGCAGCGUCCAGAAAAUAACUUACUUUGGAGUUUUUGUGGAGGUUGAAGGAGUUUCUGCACUAAUUCAUCAGUCAGAAAUAUCUUGGGAUGCCACGCUGGACCCAUCUAAUUAUUUUAAGAUUGAUCAGGUUUUAGAGGCAAAAGUUAUCCAAAUAAACUCUGCACGUGGGCGCAUAUUUUUAUCAUUAAAGGAGGUCACGCCUGAUCCAUUGAUGGAAUCCUUAGAGUCUGUAGUUGGGGAUCAUGAAUCCUUUGAUGGGAGAUUGGAAGCAGCUCAAACUGAUACAGAGUGGACUGAAGUCGAAUCUCUUAUAAAAGAAUUGAAAAAAAUUAAGGAAGUCCAGUCUGUUUCAAAAGGCCGUUUGUUCAGGAGCCCUGGUUUAGCUCCCACAUUUCAGGUUUAUAUGGCAUCCAUCUUUGAGGAUCAGUACAAGUUGCUUGCCCGAUCGGGAAAUAAAAUACAAGAGGUGAUGGUUCAAACUGUUUUAGAUAAAGAAACGAUGAAGUCGGUUAUUAUGACAUGUGCAAGUAGAGUAGAAUAGCUAUGGCCUAUGGCUCUAAACCUGUACCAUUGCCAGAUUUUUGGUGAUUAUACAUUCUUUCGGGGAAAGCUGGCUGCAACCAUAGGAACCUUUUGAGGUAAUAUGAGAGGUUUGUGGCAAAGAUCAAAAUUUUCUUUCCCCAAAGAAAAUAAAAGGCUUGAAACUGCACUCUCCUAGGAAAAUGAUAUAUUUCUGUUCUUUUGUACAGCGACCAAUUGAGAAAUUAUUAAAUCUUCGCGGUCGGGUCUAUUUGUGUAUUUAAGCAGAUAUAUGCAAUCCAUGAACAACUACUGUAUUGUAGUAUAUCU